Molecule: messenger RNA, 1083 nt
Organism: Drosophila subpulchrella
Lineage: Eukaryota; Metazoa; Arthropoda; Insecta; Diptera; Drosophilidae
Product: aquaporin AQPcic
Exons: 3
Coding region: 84-833 (249 amino acids)
Biological process (GO): transmembrane transport
Cellular component (GO): plasma membrane
Molecular function (GO): water channel activity
Source: RefSeq, a predicted model, not a curated record
GCGCGUAUUUAGCUGGAGGCCUUUUCCCCACUCAAUAGCAAACAAACGAUCGACCGGAACGCAGUUGCUGUAAGGUAUUCAAAAUGAAGGGAUCGACGCUGGACAAAAUCUCCGCCUUCCUGGGCGAGCUCAUCGGCACGGGAAUUCUGGUCUUCCUGGGCUGCAUGGGCUGUGUGUCUACGUUUCCGAACAGCCAUCUGCAGAUUGUCCUGAACUUUGGAUUUGCUGUCCUCGUGGCCAUCCAGUGCUUUGGCUGCGUAUCCGGAGCGCAUUUGAAUCCCGCCGUGACGGUAGCUGCCUAUAUCUAUGAUAUGGUCUCCUUAUCCAUGGCCUUUGCCUACUUUGCCGCCCAGAUGCUGGGUGCCUUCAUAGGAUAUGGCCUGCUGAUGGUCCUGCUGCCGAAAUCAGCCCUCGAGGGCAGCGAGGGCAACGGCCUCUGCGUGACCCUGCCCCACUCUUCCGUGCUCCCGGGACAGGCCUUCGGCAUCGAGUUCGUCAUCACCUCCAUCCUGAUCAUCGUCUGCUGCGGCGUCUGGGAUCCGCGCAACUCCAAGUUCCACGACUCGGUGGGCAUCCGCUUCGGUUUGGCCAUUGCCUGUCUUGCCUGUGCUGCCGGUCCCUUCACCGGUGCCAGCAUGAAUCCUGCCAGGUCCUUCGCUCCCGCCCUGUGGAACACCAACUUCCAGUCCAACUGGAUCUACUGGCUGGCUCCCCUGAGCGCCUCCGCCAUCACCGCCUACGCCUACAAGGUCGUCUUCCGCAGGGAGGUCGUGGAGGCCGAGAUUACCUCCAACGAGAAGCUGCGCCACCUGGAGGAUGUCCAGCUGUCGUAGGUGCCAAAGUGCCAAAGACAUUGCUGUAGUGAAAAAGCCUUAACUAAUUUACUUGUAAUCUAAGACGCCGAAUUUUAUAAUAAUGCAUUCAUUGUACGCUAAUAUUAAUAGUGUUCUCACAAAGUGCUCGAACGUUUCAAAAGCUUUCAAAUGUACAUUCACACUUUUCGAAACAAUUACUCACUUGGUGAAUACACUAGUUGCCUUCAGUAAUAAAGAACAUCGAGAUUUUAAAUCUAUUCUAAACCAA